AUGCUAUUACAAUCCCUAUUAGUAACUUCAUUAUCAUUGCUCUGUCAUGGUGUUAUUCUUUCAGAUUAUCAACAACUUACUUCAGACCUUGUUACAUUUACCGUGUUAAAACCCCCAGAAGCCUAUGGUUUAGAAAACAUUACUAACGACUUAUCUUCAAUGUGGUUACAAAUGAGUUCCACCAUUGUCGAGUACUUUAAAUCCAUAACAUUGGAUAAGAAUGGUGAUUUUAAUGAGUUAGCAUAUAACUAUCCUCUUUUGGUUCCAGGGAGUGCUGGUUACUUACAUAAAGGGAGUAAUAUUUGGUUAUACCAAAAUACUGCCCAAAAUUCAAUCAUAUAA
Saccharomycodes ludwigii is the source of this 342-nucleotide messenger RNA. RefSeq lists its product as uncharacterized. The coding region runs from base 1 to 342 and encodes 113 amino acids. The transcript has a single exon. Lineage: Eukaryota; Fungi; Ascomycota; Saccharomycetes; Saccharomycodales; Saccharomycodaceae. The record is from RefSeq and is a predicted model, not a curated record.